UACCAGCACACUUAAAGAUGCUCAGCGAAAGCACAAGGAGAUGUUACUAAAACAAAGUGAGAUACUGGUAGUGAAGACUAUCCUGAUAAAGGAGAAGGUGAAGCAGUUUCAGUUGGUUGAUCGCUACACGGAGCUGACAAUUAUUUCUGAUGUACGUGACCGGGAACUGGUAGAACAUGAGCUGCUGGCGAGAGGCAGAGACCACGAGGAGUGGAGACAGAAGCAACUCCGGGGAGAGCUGGAAAAAAUCCGAAUUGAUAAACUGUUCCACAGCAGCUUCUCCAGAGGAAGUUUCUUUUACCGGAUGAAAAAAUUCUACAAGAGAAGCGGAUCUGGCACUUUCACAGGGAAUUCCGCAGUAGUGAGUGGAGUGGCGGGGAUUGGAAAAACAACCAUGGUGCAAAAGAUUGUCCAUGACUGGGCCACAGGCAAAAUCUAUCCUCACUUCCACUUUGUUUUAUUUUUAAAUUCCGAGACCUAA
This is a messenger RNA of Callorhinchus milii (elephant shark), 481 nucleotides long. Its product is annotated as NACHT, LRR and PYD domains-containing protein 3-like. The record is from RefSeq and is a predicted model, not a curated record. The coding region runs from base 41 to 481 and encodes 146 amino acids. The transcript is spliced from 2 exons. NCBI's taxonomy places the organism in Eukaryota, Metazoa, Chordata, Chondrichthyes, Chimaeriformes, Callorhinchidae. Gene Ontology annotation, cellular component: cytoplasm.